AACGUACGGCCGGAAGUGGUCGCAAAUUUAAACAGCCAUCACAGCGACAAUAAAAGCGCGUACUCUCACUUCGUGGGCGAUCGGAUGAAUCGGGAAUUGAUGCAAAAAUAAACUAAAGUUUUCCAGAGGAUUUGUGUCUGGUGCAAACCCAACUGAAGCAUUCAAAGCUGAAGGCAGCAGGAUGGAGGAAGAAAUAAGACGGGCCGAGCCAGAACAAGGAGAUGUGGCUAGCAAUGAGGCCACAGUAGAAACAUCUGACAACAGUCAGUUGUCAAUUAAAAGAAAAAGGGGGAGGCCACAAGGUUCAAAGAAGUUGAAGGUUUGUGUUUCAGACCUUACUUCAGGCAUUGCCAACGGUGAGCCACAGCCCAAAAGGGGAAGAGGGCGUCCAAAGCUCAUAAAAAACCCAGAGGAGCAGGCCAGUAAUGAAGACGGCCCCACGGGAGAUACUCCUAAGAAGAAAAGAGGCAGGCCAAGAAAGUCUGAGACAGCCGAUGCUGAAAACUUACCGAACGGUGGCGGCGCUGUUACACCAAAAGGGAAAAGGGGACGUCCAAAAGGAUCCACCAAGCGCAAGUUAGAAUUUGAGAAGAACGAAGGCAGUUCUGUGUCACGUCGGAAACCAAGAGGCACUGCCAAUAAGAAACCCAGGCUGGAGUCAGGUGACGAGAGACCGAACACACUGAAGAAGAGAGGUCGGCCCAGGAAGGUGGUAAGUGACUCAAACGGUCUCUCAGAGAAGCCUCGUAGAGGGAGGGGAAGGCCAAGAAAAAAUGUCCAGGAUGGUUCCCAGCCAGCUAAGAGGGGAAGAGGCCGACCUAAAGGCUCUCCAAACAAGAAGCCCUCUGCAUAUAAGGUCGGCCGGCCUCAGAGAAGCCUGCCAUCAACAGGGAAGCGUGGUCGCCCAAGAAAACAACCAGCCAAAAGGGGAAGGCCAAGAAAAUACCCUCUGCCGUCACCUGACGAGCUGAAAAAGCCAAGAGUGUGGAAGCCCUUGGGAAGGCCGAGGAAGUACCCACGUGUUGAUCCUCCAGAGGGUUCCCAACCAGCCAUUCGGAGAAGCCGCGGUCGACCUCGCAAGUCGGAGUCCAAGAAAGGUGCUCACUUACGCAAGGGUCUGUCUGCAUCCUCACCGGUCAACCCUGAUGCUGGAGUCCCAAGGAAAAGGGGCCGCCCCUCACUCAGUGCAAAAAGUCCCACUGGCUCACAGCGCAAAAGAGGUCGCCCUAAAGGCUCACUCAACAAAAAUAAAGCCAGAAGUGAUGAAACGGAGCUCGACGGCGCCCUUUCCAACCAUUCAAAGGACAAUUCCUGUCCUGCAGCGGUGGGGCCAGAAGAAGAGCUGGUGGAGGAACAGGUGGAGCAUGUAGAAGAGGAAGUGGAGCAAGAGUCCAUAGAGCACGACGCAGAGAAGUCCAUCGGGGACAGUACUGAAGAAUUCAUCGAUCAGGAUGCAGGCUUUGAAGUUAGUAACCAGGCUUGAUAAACUAUCCCGGUCUGACCAAAAAGUUUCUGUAGUAGUUGCUGUUUAAAACAUAGAAUACAAUCUUGUCAAUGAAAAACCAUGUUUUUAACAUUCUGUCAGUCAGGUAGACUAGAUAUUCAGCAGCUCUUCUGUUUUCCUGACUAAUUUGUCCAUCUUGUUUUAUUGUGCUUGAUUUUUUUAAAUACUUUAUUUCUGUCAUCCGAGUAAGCAGUAGUACUAAUAAUCUUUUUACUAGAACUGGCAUGUAGAGUUUAUUAUUAUAGACUGAUUGUUCCAGUUUUCAUUUAGCGUUUAGAUGUAGUGUGUGUCAGUUUAACUGUAACUGUAAAACGGUUGCUGGGGAAUGACUAAGAAGUGGGGGAAAAAAUCCAAACAAAUGUUGAAAAGAUGGAAAAAUUGGGGGGUGGGGUGGGGUGGGGGGACAACAGUGAAAUUAUAGAGAGCCGAAGUCGUGAUAUCAUAUCCGGGUGAGUCACUGGUCCACUUACUUCUGUAUCUCGAUACGAUCUGAUUCUACGUUUCUCUCAUCGCUUAUCUAACUAUCUUAGGGUUUACUCAUAGAAAUAGAAUAGGGGUAGAACAGACAUUUUUAUGUGUAAUUAUGUAGUGUCUUUCUUCAUAUGAAUUGACUUGCUGCCAAUUGCAGACAGAAAAUUAGCCAAUCAGCAGGCUGGUUGCCAGCGGCAGGUCUCCUGAAACCCUCCGCCUCACUUCCCAUCACAAGCCAGCCGUCCAUCUUCAAACUAAUGUGACACGCUUUACGGCCCCACUGCCAUUUUUGUUUUGUACUUGUCAGACGACCACAGCAAACUUCUCAAUGUCUGCUCUGUUCUAUUUCUGUGGGUUUACUUUCCAUAUUUUAACAAAAAAAGGUUUAAUUACUUCAGAUCGUUCAUCAUGUAUUAUAACCCAAACACAUUUGUUAUGAUACUGUUAUUUCAGCUAAGACCUGUCGGCUAAUCGCCUCAAAUGUCAUUUUUUAGAAUACUUUUAUACUCAAAUUUAAGCAAAUCAAAAAUGACUCAUCCACACCUAUUUUGAUGUUUUACAGGAAGACAGAGGGGAGGGAUUUGAAUUUAUUUGAAUAACUGAGGUAUUUUACCUAUAUUUGGCAUGUAAAACAAUAACUUGUUUCACUUGUUUCUUUUGGGGUUUUGCUUUUUUGGUGUUUGUUUUUGUUUGUUUUCUUGAUAUUGAAAUGUUAAAAGGUGAUGUAAAACAGAAUUGCAGAAUAAACAACAAUAUUAGAGACACGUAGUACUGUUGAGAAAGGCUGGGUUUUUGGUAAUUUGUGUUUUUACAGGUUUUUCGAGUUUUUAAAAAACAAAACCCGGAGGUUACGGUUUCACUUCGGCUCUCUAUUGAGAAUCUGUGUGGAGAGUUGAGGGCUUGCAAGAUAAAAUACGUCUAAAUGAUGUCAUAAGUUUCUCAAUGCCAUUUCACACUUGUAAUAUGUCUUCAUAUUUUUUUAUUUUUUUUUGCCUUAAUUGCCAAAGCUUUGAAUGUACCAUUGGUUACCGUUACUUAGUUCAACGAGUUGUCCUCCACAGAUCAGCCCAUAAACUUUUACUGUACAUGCAUUCCUCGAAAGGACGAAAAGCUCAAACGCCUUCCCGCCACUCAGUCGCCCAGAAGAUUUUCUCCUCCACUUGUACCAUUUACUUUUUUAGUUCCAGCUAUUGCUGUAGUUAUUUCACUCUUUUCUCUAAAUGUUUACGAUGUAGCUGUGAAGCCUUUUACUUUUUUGUUCAUAUAACUUGGAAUUGUCAUGAGAUUAAAUUCAUGUGAUUGGAUCGAUUUCACAAACAUUUACUUCUUUUUUUUUUUUUUUUUCCUUUUUUUUAGCACCUUGUGUAUAAAAAAAAAAAUCAACAAUUGAAGUUUCUAAAUGCCAAAUUGUGCUUCAGUGUGUCGAGUUAUCAAAAUCAAAAUUCGAUCUGGCUUUGUGAAACCGGAUCAUUUUAAGUGGACAUAUUUGGAUUUUGUGUGUUUUGAACAAGAAGUCAAUAAUUUGUGAAAUUUUGAUCUUGAAAUAAAAUGUUGAUCUUGCCGUUUUACUUUCCA
Molecule: messenger RNA, 3550 nt
Organism: Centropristis striata (black sea bass)
Lineage: Eukaryota; Metazoa; Chordata; Actinopteri; Perciformes; Serranidae
Product: chromosomal protein D1-like
Exons: 2
Coding region: 182-1483 (433 amino acids)
Biological process (GO): regulation of DNA-templated transcription
Cellular component (GO): nucleus; chromatin
Molecular function (GO): DNA binding
Source: RefSeq, a predicted model, not a curated record